Molecule: messenger RNA, 1479 nt
Organism: Durusdinium trenchii
Lineage: Eukaryota; Dinophyceae; Suessiales; Symbiodiniaceae
Source: the annotation of a GenBank genome assembly
AGGCCGUUUUGGCAAGAGCCAGCUCAAGUUCCUGCAUCAACUCGGUCCUUUGGCGGUCCAAGUGAACCACCAUGGCAGGUCGUGUCGCAUCGGCUACGGCGUUGGCCCUCUCCGCAGGCAGCUGCAUGGCCUUUGUCGCGCCCAGCGCGCAGGACACCACCCAGCAGGUGUCACUGCGUGCCUCCGCCAGUGCCAAGCCCGCCCAGCCCUCCAUGGGGUCCGGUGCCUGGGGUGUGGCUGGAACUGCGGCCGCCAUGUCUGUGUUGGGCCUGGCCAGUCGCCGCAGUAGUGGAAAAGCGGUGGCGCGACAGGUGGUGGGUGUUUGCUUGCCUUUGACGGAGAAGUUCGACCCUCUUGGGUUGGGGACAGAGGCCAAGAUGGAGCGCUACACCCAAGUAGAGAUCAAACACGGGAGGGUAGCCAUGAUCGCCGUGCUGGGCUAUAUCAUGCCGGAGGUCUUCCGCUUCCCAGGCUGCGAGGAGUUCAAGCACGGCCUCGGCGCCUUUGAGACCAUCCCCUUGGAGGGCUGGGUGCAGUUGGUCGCCUUGGUCGGCGCCCACGAGGUCUUGGUGAAGCCCCGCGCGGGCGGCCUCGGCUCCAGCGACUUCGGCCUGGGCACCGAGCUUUUGGACGGCAUCGAUGACGAGGAGUUGGAGCGCAAGCUGACCGUCGAGCGCAACAACGGGCGCUUGGCGAUGGUGGCCAUCAUGGGGCUCAUGGUGCAGGAUGGCAUGUUUGGAGAGCCUCCUUUGACGUACAUGUCCAAGAACGGCUGGUGGGGAGAGCCUGUCCAAUGGUACGUCCAGCACAUCAACAAUUGCCAGUCCUUCACUGGCGCGGUGGUGGAUAACGCGGCCGUUUGCGCCUUGCCACGCCGCACCGGCCGAACCACACUCCGGGCCACCAAAUUGAGCGAAGGGCCUUUCAUUGAGACCGAGACCUACCCAAAGGAGAUGGAGAUGUCCGCUUCCGUGCCAUUCCUCCGUUAUCCCCAGGUGCUAAAAGGCUGGGUGGGCGAGGAGAAGGGCUUCGACCCUUUGGGCGUCACCGAUGCCCUGCCCGUCUACUGGGUGCGCGAGGCGGAGCUCAAGCACGGCCGGGUCUGCAUGUUGGCCACGGUGGGAUGGAUCGCCACUGACCUGGGCUUCCGCUUCCCAGGUGACAAGUUCCAGGCAGUGGCCAAUGCAUACGAGGCCCAUGACAAGAUGGUGGAAGCUGGCUACAUGCUCCCUUUCCUGGGCGCGAUCGGCACGGUGGAGCUCUACUCCGGGUGGCUGCUCUACCAGGGCUGGUUGAAAGAGGUGAACCGCGAUGCGGGUGACUUCUUUGUGGGGAAGAACUUCCUGCCCAAAGAGCCGGAGAAGGAGAAGGACAUGCGUUUGAAAGAGCUCGAGAACGGGCGCUUGGCCAUGUUCGCCUUCAGCGGCAUUGUCACCCAGGCGGCCAUGAUGCCCGGCAAGGUCUGGCCCUUCUUCUGAG